This is a messenger RNA of Sarcophilus harrisii (Tasmanian devil), 4147 nucleotides long. Its product is annotated as zinc finger protein 260-like. The record is from RefSeq and is a predicted model, not a curated record. Gene Ontology annotation, biological process: regulation of transcription by RNA polymerase II. The transcript has 7 exons. Lineage: Eukaryota; Metazoa; Chordata; Mammalia; Dasyuromorphia; Dasyuridae. Gene Ontology annotation, molecular function: RNA polymerase II cis-regulatory region sequence-specific DNA binding; DNA-binding transcription factor activity, RNA polymerase II-specific. The coding region runs from base 636 to 3053 and encodes 805 amino acids.
UGAACAUGAGUUUGAUUCGACCUGCUAGCCUAAACUCUCCACAGUUAAAAUAUUAAAAACAAAUCUCUGUCUUGCCUCAGUUUCUUCAGCAUUACAUUUGGAGCUCCCUCCCCCAGCCUUGAGAUAUGAGCUCUGACAGCAAGAUUAGAGAUUAGAGAACAGCAGGCCUUGGGUGGGGAGCCUUGAGCUGGCUGGACUCUUUUAGGGAAGUCAGCAUCUGGAUUUUCUUUCCCUGAAUCCCAUAUAGAGACCAGUUCCAGCCCCAGCAAGAACUCACCACUGACACCUCUAUUUUGGCUUCAGUAGAGAACUUGAUUUGAAACCCUCCAGAGAAGAUGCAAUUGGAUUUGAAAUGAAGGAAACUGCUGCACACCUAUGCUUUCUGUGGUAGAAAGUCAGAAGCAAAGAUUCAUGAGUGAUGGUCCCUGUGACUUGCCUUGGAGAGAAAUCUAUGUGACAAGUGAGAUCAUGAACUCUAAAGAGAAGCAAGGUGGAAUAGCUUUUAGAAAAAGGAGAGCUCUUCCUGGACAUCAGGGAAUCCACUCUGGAGAGAAAGUCUAUGAAUCUGUGACCUUUUUCUCUUCUGGGAUCCCGACUCAUGCUUGCAGGUCCCAGGGAACCUGAAGCCAGAGGGAAUGGGCCCUGGGAGCCUCGGACCUCCUCUUCAGGAGGUGUUGACAUUCAAGGAUGUGGCUGUGGACUUCACCCAGGAGGAGUGGGGCCUCUUGGACCGUUCUCAGAAGGAGUUGUACAAGGAGGUCAUGUGGGAGAAUGCCAGGAAUCUGCUCUAUCUGGGACUUCAAGUUCCCAGAGAAGAUAUCAUCUUUUAUUUUAACCAAAGGGAAGCAUCAUGGAUGCUGGACCAAGAAGGCCUGAGGAGCUGCCCUCCAGAAGAUGCAAUGGGACUUGAAAUGAAGGAAACUGCUGCACACCUAAGCCUUUCUGUGGUAGAAAGUCAGAAGCAAAGAUUCAUGAAUGAUGGUCCCUGUGACUUGCCUUGGAGAGAAAUCUGUGUGACACGUGAGAUCAUUGACUCUGGAGAGAAGCAAGGUGGAAUACCUUUUAAAGAAAGGAGAGCUCUUACUAAACGACAGGGAAUCCACACUGAGGAGAAAACAUAUGCAUGUUACCAAAAUGGAAAGGUCUUUAGGCAAAUGGAAAGCCUUACUGCCCAUCAGACAAACCACACUGAACAGGAACCUUAUGAAUCUUAUCAAUGUGGAAAGGGUGUUACAAACAAUAGAUCACCUACUUCACAGCAGGCAUUCCACACUGGAGAGAAACCUUAUGAAUGUAAGCAGUGUGGAAAGACCUUUAGGCAAAGGGCAUCUCUUACUGCACAUCAGGCAACCCUCACAGGAAAGAAACCUGAUGAAUGUAACCAAUGUGGAAAGGCCUAUAGAUGUAAGACAAAUAUUACUGUACAUCAGGCAAUCCACACUCCAGAGAAACCUUAUGAAUGUAAGCAGUGUAGAAAGACUUUUAGUCGUAAAGGAAAUCUUCUCAGCCAUCAGAAAAUCCACACUCGAGAGAAAACUUAUGAAUGUAAGCAGUGUGGAGAGACUUUUAGUCGUAAAGGAAAUCUUAUCAGACAUCAGAAAAUCCACACUGGAGAGAAACCUUAUAAAUGUAAGCAGUGUGGAAAGGCUUUUAGUUGUAAAGGAAAUCUUACCGUACAUCAGAGAAACCAUAUUGGAGAGAAACCUUAUGAAUGUAACCAAUGUGGAAAGGCCUUUAGGCAAAAGAGGAGUCUUACUGCUCAUCAGAGAAUCCACACUGGAGAGAAACCAUAUGAAUGUAACCAGUGUGGAAAGGCCUUUAAGCAAAGGGCAUCUCUUACUGUACAUCAGAGAAUCCACACAGGAGAGAAACCUGAUGAAGGUAACCAAUGUGGAAAGGCCCAUAGAUGUAAGACAAAUCUUACUGUACAUCAGAGAAUCCACACUGGAGAGAAACCUUAUGAAUGUAAGCUGUGUGGAAAGGCUUUUAGUCAUAAAGGAAAUCUUAUCAUACAUGAGAAAAUCCACACUGGAGAGAAACCUUAUGAAUGUAAGCAGUGUAGAAAGGCUUUUAGUCGUAAAGGAAAUCUUAUCGUACAUCAGAGAAACCAUACUGGAGAGAAACCUUAUGAAUGUAACCAAUGUGGAAAGGCCUUUAGACAUAAGAAAAAUCUUAAGGCACAUCAGAGAAUCCACACUGGUGAGAAACCUUAUGAAUGUAACCAAUGUGGAAAGGCCUUUAGGCAAAUAGGAGCUCUUACUGUACAUCAGGCAAUCCACAGUGGAAAGAAACCUUAUGAAUGUAACCAAUGUGGAAAGACCUUCAGUUAUAAGAAAAAUCUUACUGGACAUCAGAGAAUCCACACUGGUGAGAAACCUUAUGAAUGUAACCAAUGUGGAAAGGCCUUUAGGCAAAUAGGAGCUCUUACUGUACAUCAGGCAAUCCACACUGGUGAGAAACCUUAUGAAUGUAACCAAUGUGGAAAGACCUUUAGGCAAGCAGGAACUCUUACUGUACAUCAGGCAAUCCACAGUGGAGAGAAACCUUAUGAAUGUAACCAAUGUGGAAAGGCUUUUAGGCUAAGGAGAAGUUUUACUGCACAUCAGACAAUCCACACUGGAGAGAAACCUUAUGAAUGUAAGCAGUGUGGAAAGGCUUUCAGUCAAAAAGGAAGUCUUAUCAUACAUCAGAGAAUCCACACUGGAGAGAAACCUUAUGAAUGUAACCAAUGUGGAAAGGCCUUUAGAUAUAAGUACAAUCUUACUGAACAUCAGAGAAUCCACACUGAAGAGAAACCUUAUGAAUGUAACCAAUGUGGAAAAGUCUUUAGAUAUAAGACUUGUCUUAUUGUACAUCAGGUAAUUCACACUGGAGAGAAACCUUAUGAAUGUAAGCAGUGUGGAAAGGCGUUUAGUCGUAAAGGAAAUCUUAUCGUACAUCAGAGGAACCAUACUGGAGAGAAACCUUAUGAAUGUAAUCAGUGUGGAAAAGCCUUUAGACAUACAAAAAGUCUUACUGCACAUCAGAGAAUCCACACUAGAGUGAAAUCUUAGGAAUGUAAGCAGUGUGGAGAGACUUUUAGGUGUAAGACAAGUCUUACUUCCCAUCAGAAAGUUCAUACAGUAGAGAAUCCUUAUGAGUUUAUUCAAUAAGGAAAGGACUUUAUAAAAAUCUGAUUGGCUAGAGCCAAAUCUGAAGAAAGGUAAAGGUAUUAAACUAAGAAGGAAAAUGAAUCAGGUAUAUUGGGAGAAGAUGUGGUGGUAUUGAUGCCUUCUAUAUUUAGCCUUCUCUAAGGAUAACCCUAAGGAUAUAGGGAGAAAGGAAACAAAAGAUGACUAGACAUAGGAGAUAGAUUCUUAUGCAUAUUGGAUCCUUCUUUUUUAUCUGUUCACCUAUUUGAAGAGCAGUGUGAUGGAAUGUAAAGAUGGCUAGAUUUGGAUGCUGAAGACAUGGGUUGAAAUUUGGAUUCUGUACCUCUGUGUUUUUAGCAAAGUAAUCUCACUUAAUGGGACUUGUGGUAUUUAAGUAAGAAUUAGGGUCUCUUCUGAUUUUAAAUUCUGUGGGGGAAUCUAAGCAUUCAAAGAACAGCUUGAAGAUGAAAUCUAUCCCUUCUGUCAAUUCUUUCUGGGUCACCAGCUUCAGAUUAGACCUAAUAAAUCAGAUUACUUCACUAAGCCGUCUACAUAUGACUGGAGUUUGGAGAAGCAGAAAAAUUUAAGGAAUUCUAAACCUAGAUCAUUGAGUCAUUCCUAAAUGGACAAUUCUACAAUUCCUGUAAUAGAUUUCUUGCCAUUUUCCUUCAGGCAAAGCAUUAUGUUAAUUAAGGUGUUUUUAAGAAUUAAAGAUUUCACUUCUGAGAUGACAGUUUAUAUCAAUCAAAUUUGCUAUGUUUACCCAAAAGUUGGUCAUUAGAAUCAGAGGAACAAUAAUAAGUGUGGGUAAGUAUGAAUUGGUUCAGCUGUUGCUAAAAAAUCAUUUGAUAUUAGGAUUUGUUAAAAGGUGAUCAAAUGCCCAUCUUUUCUGACACAAGAGACCCCUCUGCAAGGCAUAAAUUCAGGUUCAAGCUACACUAAGAUUAAAGUGUUUUAGUUUGCUUCAAUUUGCUUUAAUUUUUUUCCUUUCCUUAAAGAGAUCCCAAAAUGAAAAC